AUGUUAGUUUUUUACUUCUUUGAAAUUUUUUCUAAUUUUUUAAAAAUUAUUUUUUGGAGGGUGGGAAGAUUUUUUUUAAUAAUUUUGGGAGAUUUUUUGGACUGUUAUAAAGCAAGAAAUAGCAGUUGGGUCGAACGCUAUCAAUUUACAAUGGCUGUUAUUUUGGAAGCAAUUAUUUCACUUGUAGCCUCUUCCAUUAGAUAUGCCCUAAAUGAGGUUGGUUCAAGAGAUGCACUCUUUCUUGUUGCUGUACUCCAACUUCAUUUAACAAUUUCUUUAAAUAUUGUAGCCAUUAUUGCUCCGAAAUUUUUGUUUUCAACAGAAAACACGGCUAGAGGGACUCUAAAUAGUGGAAAUGCUACAGCAAUAAUUGGAAGUAAUAGAGCACAUCCUUCCCUAGCCAAAAUGCGUGAAAAUUUGAUUAAUGGAACUAUUGACUUUCAAGAAGUGCCGAUUGUUGAUAUGAAUCCUGAAGAUAUUCGAGCCGAAUUAAAACGUGUUUACACCCAAUUAAGAAUGUACAAAUUAAAAAAUGCUUAUCAAGACAAUCCCCAUAUAUCAAAAAGGAAAGGAGGGGCCGGAAUAAAAAAAGUAGUUCAUCAUCAACAAUCAACAACAGAAUGUAAUAAUAACAAUAUUGGGGGAGGAAAAACUUCUAGAGCGGCAUCAGCCUCAGCAGCAAUUGACAGAAGAAUAUCUAUACCUCCCCAAAUAAUUAAUUCUUCUUCAAAUAAUUCCCCAAAUAAAUUUCAACAGCAACAACAAAAAUUAAUUGAGGAAGAAAAAAAUAAUGAUUUGACAGUAGAAUCAGCUCCUCACAAUAUCCAUUUGUUAACAACUUCGAGUAAUUCUUCAAUUAAAUUAAAUUCUCCAACAGAUAUUCCUUUAAUUUCUUCUUCUGAUCAGUCUAUAAGGGUUUAA
This is a messenger RNA of Meloidogyne enterolobii, 921 nucleotides long. NCBI's taxonomy places the organism in Eukaryota, Metazoa, Nematoda, Chromadorea, Rhabditida, Meloidogynidae. The record is from the annotation of a GenBank genome assembly.